Molecule: messenger RNA, 1620 nt
Organism: Hemisphaericaspora subhashii
Lineage: Eukaryota; Fungi; Ascomycota; Pichiomycetes; Serinales; Debaryomycetaceae
Gene: CPP1
Product: tyrosine/serine/threonine protein phosphatase
Exons: 1
Coding region: 1-1620 (539 amino acids)
Biological process (GO): protein dephosphorylation; negative regulation of MAPK cascade
Cellular component (GO): nucleus; cytosol; cytoplasm
Molecular function (GO): MAP kinase tyrosine/serine/threonine phosphatase activity; protein tyrosine/threonine phosphatase activity
Source: RefSeq, a predicted model, not a curated record
AUGACAAGUCCAUUUAUGUUAACAACAACAGCUGCUACUCCUACUACUACUCAAACUACUCAUACUACUACAACAACAACAACUACUACUCCACUCAACCUUAACAGUAACACACAAAAUCUUAAUAGUAUUUUAUAUUCAGAUUCCAAUUAUAGAACUCCAUCACUUCAUACUAUGUCUCAAAAUUCACUAAAUGAAGGACAUAAUAAUUAUACUUUAGAACCACCUCCAAUAUCUAAAUUUCAUAAUGAGUUUAAAUUAGAUAAUGACAACAACAAUAAUAACAACAACAACAACAAUCUAAGUAAUAUCAGUAGUAGCACUGGUUCAUCUCCAACUUCAGGAUUAAUGAAUUAUUCCCCAAAACAUUCACGAAAAGCAAGUUCAUUAAGUCUGAAUAGAAAUAUGAAAAAUCUAUCUUUAAAUUUACAUUCUGCUUCAUCGUCAUUAUCAUCAACAUCUUCAUUUACUUCACCUCCAAAUAAAACUGGUCAUUUACCACCACCACCACCGAAAAAAGCACUUUCAAUAUCCAUACCUGAUUCUCCAACAAUGUCAAUAUCACAACGAGAUCAAUUAAAGAGACAACUAAAUAAAGCAGUAACUACAAUACCAAUAGCAAGUCAAACAUUUAUGGAUGAUGGAGCUUUAAAAACUCCCCAGGUUACUCAUACUCCGGAUUUACCGCCUGCUUUACAAUUUGCAUAUCCAACAAAACAUAAUGAUGAAAGUUUUCAAUAUCAAUUCCCGCCAGCGCUGUCGGCUCUUGAUGAUACCCCGAAUCGUAAUAAAAUAAAACCACCACCAGCAUUACCAUUCGCCAAUAACAACAAUAGAAUGUCUCCAUUAAAUACUCCACCUACAUUACAAAGCCCAUGGAACAGCAAUAAUAACGAUAAUAAUAACACGUCACCUCCCUAUGGAAUUGCAACCAAUUUAUCACACAUUUCAAUUAGCAAUGAUAAUAUAAAUACCAGUAACCUAACCUAUAAUUCCCAAAAAUUUCAAAUCCCAGAAGAAUUACAAGAAUCAACUCAAAUAGAUGCAUAUCCCAAUGGACCCAAGAAUGUUCUCAAUAAUCAAAUCUAUUUAUUUUCCGAUCCUUCAUUUGCAAAAAAUUUCGAUAUUCGACAAUAUGAUCUCAUAAUCAACGUAGCUAAAGAAUGUAAAAAUUUAUCUGAAUUAUAUGGACCCAAUAUUAUGGGACAACGGGAAUAUUUAUAUAUUCCUUGGUUACAUACCUCAUCAAUCUCACGAGAUUUGACAACCAUAACCCUGAAAAUCGAUGAAUAUUACACUCGAGGCAAGAAAAUCCUCAUUCAUUGUCAAUGUGGAGUCCUGAGAUCGGCUUGCGUUGUCGUGGCGUAUUUUAUGAGAAAAUUUCAAUUGGGUGUGAAUGAGGCUUAUGAAUUAUUAAAAACUGGGACUAAUAAUGAUUGUAGUCAUAAUGAAAUAUGUCGAGAGAUUAAACGACAAGGGAAUUUUGUGGAGGGAUGUGAUCGGAUAUGUCCGAAUAUGAGUUUGAUUUUUGAGUUGAUGGAGUUUGGAGAUGCGUUGACGAAGAAAGAGGUUAGGACUUCUACUUUGUUGAUGAAUUCUCCUUCUGCUAUGAAUCUAUAG